UCUGCAGACGCUGAGCUCCUGGAGGUGAGGGCAGGAUGACCAGCGCAGAGAGUCCAGCUUCUUCAGCAGCGGUCGGAGAGAGCAGCAGCAGCACGUUUGAGUGUAACAUCUGUCUGGACACGUCCAGAGACGCCGUCAUCAGUCUGUGUGGACAUCUCUUCUGCUGGCCGUGUCUGCAUCAGUGGCUGGAAACCAGGCCGAGCAGACAGGUGUGUCCGGUUUGUAAGGCCGGCAUCAGUCGAGAUAAAGUGAUCCCGCUGUACGGCAGAGGCAGCACCGGCCAGCAAGACCCCAGAGAGAGAACUCCUCGGCGUCCGCAGGGACAGCGUCCAGAGCCGGAGAACCCAGCCGGGUUUCAGGGCUUGGGCUUCGGCGAUGGAGGCUUCCAGAUGUCUUUCGGGAUCGGGGCUUUUCCUUUCGGGAUCUUCGCUUCAGCGUUUAAUAUCAGUGACGGACGACCGCCUCCAGCAGCUCCAGGAACCCCUCAGCACACGGAUGAGCACUUCCUGUCCCGCCUCUUCCUGUUCGUGGCGCUCCUCGUCAUGUUUUGGCUGCUUAUUGCUUAAACGCUGACGAACUGUACGAUCAGGAUAAUCUUCAGAGAUCGCAGAAGUGUUCAGUUAUGAUUUUAAUAAACACCCGAGUCUGAUUUCUCUCCAGACGAAAUCAUUAAUGGAUUUGUCUUCGAUUGCCGUGCCUGAUAAUAUCACUCAGAACUCGUAUACUUCCUAACCAUAACAGUCAUUGACAAACAUUUCAUUCUGUUUAACAGUUUGGGCUUCUAAUGAAACUCCAGCUAAAUUAAAAAGAAAUGAAUGCAUUCACUGCAAGUUUGCACCAAGACCUUUAAUGCUGAAAAUAUAUUUUUAGAAAUGCAUUUAAAGAAAUGUAGCAUUGCUGUGUUUGUGGGUAAUAUCUGUGCACUUGAUGCAUCACGCCACGGCAGAAAAUCACCAGAACCUUGUUUCUUGCAGUGUGAUGUUUUACAAAACAGGGAUGUCUGCAGCAGUAAAUAAACCAGCGAGGGCAUGUAUUUGAGCACAAACUGAGAUAUUCACAGAAACAAAGCAUCUUUUAUUCUGAGAGACGCAGAGAAGUGUUUCAGGACCGAUCCUCAGCCUCCUGUACUUCAGUGUCACUGAUCAUCAACUCAGUUCUGGCUUUCUGCAGAAUUCUCAUGUUUCCGUGUUAUUGUUAGUUCUGCUGUCUUUGUUCUGAUUAUCAGAGAGUCACUUUUCCUUGAGUUCAUGCUUUUAUGAAUCAAAACAACAACAGACCGCUUCAUUUAGUCACCGCCAAACAUUAUAUUUAUGCUUUAUCUGGACUUCUCAUGAAAAUCCUCCAGUAAGUGGCGGUCUGCACCAAAACAUUUAACGCUGAAAAUAUGCUUUUUGAAAAAAUGACUGAUAAUAUGAAGACAUGUUCUGUAUCAGUUCUUCAGGUGUUUUCACUGAAUUGUGUUUGGAGUCAGAAGUGAUGAAUCCUGUCCGGACACACAGUUACCAUGUUUGACUGCUUACUGUUUCUUACAGUGUGAGAUUUGGGUCUUUUGCACCAAUUAAUAACUCCUCAAAGCU
Messenger RNA from Cyprinus carpio (common carp), 1577 nucleotides. Its product is annotated as E3 ubiquitin-protein ligase RNF185-like. Gene Ontology annotation, cellular component: endoplasmic reticulum. Lineage: Eukaryota; Metazoa; Chordata; Actinopteri; Cypriniformes; Cyprinidae. Gene Ontology annotation, biological process: ubiquitin-dependent protein catabolic process. The record is from RefSeq and is a predicted model, not a curated record. Gene Ontology annotation, molecular function: ubiquitin-like protein conjugating enzyme binding; ubiquitin protein ligase activity.